Molecule: messenger RNA, 909 nt
Organism: Magnusiomyces paraingens
Lineage: Eukaryota; Fungi; Ascomycota; Dipodascomycetes; Dipodascales; Dipodascaceae
Exons: 1
Coding region: 1-909 (302 amino acids)
Source: RefSeq, a predicted model, not a curated record
AUGAAGUUCUCAGCUGUCGUCUCUGUCGCCUCUCUCACUGCCGCUGUCGUGGCCACCCCUCCCGCCUGUCUUCUCGCUUGUGUCUCCCAAGUCUCCAAGGCUCAGUCCUGCUCCGACCUUAACGACUUUGACUGUAUCUGCACUUCUAAUGGCGAUUCUGUCAUUAGCUGCCUCAACUCUAUCUGCCCCAACGAUAAUGCAGACACCGCUAUUUCGGCUUUUAAGAGCUCUUGUUCCGCUCAGGGCAAGGACGUCUCGGCUUCUUCUUCUUCUUCCUCUUCAUCUUCUUCAUCUACAGUUUCAUCCUCAUCUUCUUCUGUCGCUUCUUCGACCAUCUCUUCUUCCUCUGCUGCUGCAACUACCACUUCUUCUUCUUCUUCUUCUGCAGCUGCUUCUUCCAUCGCCUCUUCUUCUGCCGCUGCUACUUCCUCCGCUGCCGCUACUUCUUCUGCCGUUGCUACUUCCUCCGCUGCCGCUACUUCUUCUGCAGCUGCUUCUUCCAUCGCCUCUUCCUCCGCCGCUGCUACUUCUUCUGCCGCUGCCUCUACUUCUUCUGCAGCUGCUACCUCUUCCAAGGCUUCUUCUUCUUCAGCUGCUCCUACCACCACAUCUUCUUCCGUCGUCAAGCCUUCCUCUACUGCUGAGGUUGAGGUCUCCACUGUUUUCACCACUGUGUGCUCCACUUCUCCUUGCCACGCCCACUCUUCAGCCUCCGCUUCUUCUUCUUCUUCUUCUUCUUCCACUUCUCCUGCAGUUGUUCUUCCCACCUCUUCUAGCAACACUACCGGUAACACUACUUCUCCUACCACCUUGCCUGUUGUCAAUGACAAUGCUGCCUCUUCGGCCUUUGUCCAGGCUUCUGCUUUUGCCGCCAUUGUUGCUGGUGCCGUUGCCGUCUUUGCUUUUUAA